AUGGUUGAUGUUUCAGGCUAUGAAUUAAAUAUUGCCUAUUCUAGCAUUGGUAAUCACGCUAAAGCUGUUGAGUGUUAUCGGAAAGGCUUAGAGCUUGACCCAAGUAACGAGAAUUGUCAGCAAAAUCUAUCAAUUGCCGAAGAAAAAUUGAAGAAUUCAUCAGAUAAUACUCAGAGUUCAGGAUUAUUUAGUGGUUUUGACUUAAAUUCCUUUUUAAACAAUCCAAUGAUGCAGAAUAUGGCUCGGCAAUUCAUGAAUGACCCGAAUGCUCAAAAUAUGAUGACUAAUCUACUACGCAAUACAUUUGGAGUAUCAGACAAUCCAACUACAAAUAAUUCACCCCGUAAUACUGAGGCUGAUAAUUCCAACGAAUCAACAGAAUCUAGUUCACAAAGUCAUAAUCCUAGUGGUACUGGUCCUAGUACUAAUGGUCAAAGUAUGGAUGAAUUUUUACGCCUUGGUCAACAACUUGCUCAACAAUUGCAAGCAUCCAAUCCACAACUUGUUAAUCACUUACGUCAAACAUUUCAUACCAAUGUUAGUGGACAAAAUUCAAAUCCGGAAAACAGUACUAAUUCCAAUGAUCAUAACAAUACAAAUUCCAAAUAA
Schistosoma intercalatum is the source of this 609-nucleotide messenger RNA. The record is from the annotation of a GenBank genome assembly. NCBI's taxonomy places the organism in Eukaryota, Metazoa, Platyhelminthes, Trematoda, Strigeidida, Schistosomatidae.